This is a messenger RNA of Ictalurus punctatus (channel catfish), 3445 nucleotides long. It is a transcript of the gene vax1, whose product is annotated as ventral anterior homeobox 1. The coding region runs from base 1328 to 2218 and encodes 296 amino acids. Gene Ontology annotation, biological process: brain development; central nervous system development; neuron differentiation. Lineage: Eukaryota; Metazoa; Chordata; Actinopteri; Siluriformes; Ictaluridae. The transcript has 3 exons. The record is from RefSeq and is a predicted model, not a curated record. Gene Ontology annotation, molecular function: DNA-binding transcription factor activity, RNA polymerase II-specific; DNA binding.
UUGAAUUAUUGUAGCCUAAUCAAUUGUCUUAUUGGAUUAUCCAGCGCGGCUGUUCCCCCAGAUAUUGUUGCGUCGACAAUAAAAAUAGCUGCAAGUGCCUGCGUGCGUAUGUGUGCGCGCGUGUGUGUGCGUGUGUGUGUGUGUGUGUAAUGAGGAUAUGUGUGUAAGGGGUGCUGCUUCUUGUGCUGAAGACAAAAACAGAUUUAAAGUGUGGGGUUUUGUGCAUUUACACCAAAAACCACAUGAGGUGUGUGUCCUUGUGGUUUGGACAGUCCAGCCCUGAUUUAAAAAAUGACUUUUAUUUGUUACUUUUAUAGAUGAGUUUGCGUUAUUUUUUUUUCACCCGGGGUGCUGUUCAUUUUUCUUUCUGACGGUGUGUGUUUGCCCGUGAUCUUUAGUGCUACAAAUUUCUGCCGAAGUGCAUUUCAUUUUUUUCCCCCCCCAUUCCUUUUUUUUUUCUUUUUGUAUCCCACGUCUCUCCGCCUCUCUCGCUCAGUCAAAUUCUCUCUCUCUCUCUCUCCCUCUCUCUCCCACUCUCUCUCUCCCACUCUCUCUCAUUCUGCCCGUGUCUGUCAGUCCUAUCGUAGAGACAGUGGUGUGGAUUGUCGAGCCGGCUCGUUGCAAUAUAUCUGGACUAAAUUUGCUCAUCCUGAAUAUAGAUUUACGUCUGAUCAGAAUAACGGGACAUCACGCAGGCCGUCAGCGGGACACCUGGGACCGGACGGGAACUUUUCUACGAGGGUUCUCCCUCUGUUGUGCAUGUUGGGGUUUGCAAGCGUGUGUGCACUCCUUCAUGAUCCAAGACCAAUCAUUUGACUGGGAUCUGUAAGUGUGUGUAUGUGUAUGCGAGUGAAGACUGGCUAGAAGAGGGGUUGUAGGCAACGCACCCCUCCAUUAGCGCGGCAUAUAUUUCCCCCCAAACAAUUUAGCGUAUUCAGGAGGUUACGCAAAUCCGAAGCGGGCAAAAUUACCGUAAUCAAUUGCGACGAGCGGGCAUGCAUCCAUCCGCGCCUCUGAUUGAAUGGAGAUCGUCUCUAUCAGGCUGAUGCGCAAGUAACGAAGAGAGGGGCCACUAAAUUGCUGCUGAAUUUAGGGACGAGAAGUCCAUGAUCACUGGCCAAGCGAGCGCAGACGCUGAUGAUAGAACGCUUGGGACAUGAAGCAAGUGCCGCACCGACAUUAGAUCCCUGAUUCAAGUGUCCAAAUCGCUGUGGUUUUACACACGGGACACAGAAACUAGUAUUAUCACGAUUUAUUUUGGCCUUAAAAAAAAAGACGAGAAGAAGAAAAAGAGGAAGGAGAGCUACUCUGAUAAGGACAGGCGAACAUGGACGUACGCUACAGCCAGGAGCCGGAAGUGGGGAUGGUGCUGAAGAACGGACUGAAGGAAAGCAACGAGGUGAAAGACUCCCAGGGGAGCCUCUCCAAAACACUCCUGAAGGAACCACAGGACUCCUUCUCCUCAUCUGGAGCCAUGGAAAACUGUGAAAAGAGUCGCACGAGCACGGGAGAUCCAGACUACUGCCGGCGGAUUCUGGUCCGAGAUGCCAAAGGCUCGAUCAGAGAGAUCAUUCUGCCCAAAGGUCUGGAUCUGGACCGGCCGAAGAGAACCAGAACCUCGUUCACAGCCGAACAGCUCUACCGGCUCGAGAUGGAGUUCCAGCGGUGCCAGUACGUCGUGGGCCGAGAAAGAACUGAACUCGCCCGGCAGCUCAACCUGUCUGAGACUCAGGUGAAGGUGUGGUUCCAGAACCGGCGUACGAAGCAGAAGAAGGACCAGGGGAAGGACGCGGAGCUGCGCUCGGCUGCGCACUCGGAGACGGCGGCUACGUGCAGCGUCCUGCGUCUGUUGGAACAGGGCCGCUUGCUGACACCGCCCGGCCUGCUGCCACACUGCGCCAGCUCCUCGCUGGGCAUCGCUGCAAACGGAGGAUCCUCCUCCAGCAGCGGGACAAGCUCGGCUACAGCGUCCAGAAGCCCUCCGUUGCCAGCCAUGUCCGGCUCAAGCACACUAACCAGCGCCCACCAUGGGCUCUUCAGCUUCCCCGUGCCCACACUGCUGGGAGCCGUGGCGUCACGGAUCUCCUCUGCGCCGCUGGGCAUGGCCGGCUCGCUGGCCGGGAACCUGCAGGAACUGUCAGCCCGCUACCUGAGCUCCUCGGCCUUCGAGCCGUACUCGCGGACCAACGGCAAAGAGGACAAGAAAGUUUUGGAAUAAUGUCUCUUUUCUCAGCUUUUUGUUUAUGUUCAUUUUUUCCCCCCUCCCUGUGUUCUUUGUGUCAUCCGUGCUGUGGUUGUCAGUCCUCAUGUCUGUUCUUCGUGUUGUCAGAACGCACACCCCGAGGCCUCUCGGAACUGUGACAAAGCCGUAUUCGGACUCGCUCGCCUGUCAGACAGGGGGAUUUUCCAAGCUUCUUGCACUACUUUAGAGUUUCACCGCCAGGUCGAGAAUUUUUCAUGUGAAGAAGGAACAUAGCAAGAAAAAGAAAACAACAACAACAACAACAACAAAGGCAACAACUAAUUGAAAAGAAAUCCUCACCAGCACAACUUGUUUUCAUUUUGAUUUCUCCCGUCCAUUUGAUUUGAUCGUUUCACUAGCCAGACUUUAAUAAUAACAAUAAUAAUAAUAAUAAUAAUAAUAAUAUUAAUAAUAAGCUUCUAUCUGAUAGGAUGCCUAUUAUUACACAGCUGAUGAGCAGCAAUGAAAGAAACAGAAACGUACAUGUUGGCUUAAACGUCAUACUAAAACACACUUUCUGUUUUUCUCUUUGUAGAACCAUAUUUAUACGAUGGAGAUGACAUGUAGUGCCAUGUUAUUCCGCUCUCAGUGGAUUGAGUUUGCAGAUUAUGUUAAACUGAUAUUUGUUUAAUUUUACCAAAUAUCCUUUUUUUUUUUAAAAGCAAAACAAAAACAAAACAAAAAACAUUUCUUGAUUUAUUCUUUCUUUUUACCAGCACCAGCACAGCUAAACAUCCUGUGAAUAUAUCGUAUGCGUCAGCAAGUAAUGAGUUCGCAAUCCGAAACUACGACUACUACAAUCCAAUCAGACUUUUUGUAACCCCAUCGUGUUGUUUUUAACCCUGUCGAGCCGUUAAAACUCGUCUGGUCGUCCUGUGAUUUAAAAAAACAAAACAAAAAAAAAACAACGAGUUUUUGCGAGGGCUUUGUUUCCUUCCCGUGCGGUUCACCGGAGGCCGUCUCGCUCCGUGUUUCAGUGUCUUCAGUGAAUAUGCAGUCUUGCUCUUCUUGCGUGUGUGAUGGUACUGUAAUCCUGAGUUUUAUGUUUUUUUGCGUACGUGUUUUUUUCCCCAAGUUAAGUUCCCUCACAGUCGCUCUGAGGCCUUGAUGAAGUCGGAUUUUCAGAUUUUCUGGACGCUUUUGCUAAAAAAAAAAAUAAAUAAAAAGAAAAAAAAUAAAAUAAAAAAGAAAAAAGAAAAAGAA